UUUUUUAUUUUUUUGAGGUGGUUGGGGUGUCAUUCAUUCCCUGUUUGCGACAUUUGUUAAGUGUAGAUGUCCAAAUCAAUUGUGUGCCAACAAUAUUCAGGGCAUAUUAGUAUGUCAUACGCUUAGGAUAAUAUAGUUUUAAAUGCAACCUUCCAAACUAACAAUAUUCUGUCACACUUUUUCUUCAGGACCGUGACGUCACAAUGCCAUGAGACCAUGUGGGAUCAUAACCAAUCCAUAGAGUCUUCAACGCACACCUCUCUCACUAUGGCAUCUACGGACAAAAACACUUCUAUCGCUCCCAUGAUCACAGCAUUCACAUCCGGAAACCAACUCUCCGUAGAGAACUGGCUCGUUCCAGCUAUCUUCUUCUUAAUCACGCUGAUCGGAGUCGUCGGCAACUUCCUCGUCAUCUACGUGAUCAUACGCCAUGGUCAGAUGAAGACAGUGACGAAUUAUUACAUCGUAAAUUUAGCGAUCACUGAUGUAUCUUUUCUGCUCUGCUGUGCACCCUUCACUGCAAUUGUCUAUGCCAUACCGACGUGGAUCUUCGGAAGGUUCAUGUGCAAGUUUGUCUUUUUUAUGAUGCAGGUCACGGCCCAAGCAACAUGCCUGACAUUGACAGCAAUGAGUGUUGAUCGAUACAAAGCGAUAGUACGUCCUCUGCAAUCGUUGAAGACCAGAACGACUCGAGCGGCUGUCAUCAUUAACGUCUGUAUAUGGGCAGGUUCUGCGUGUGCAGCCGUACCUACUGCGAUCUACUUCGACGUGGCACAGUUCGGUGACGCCUUAGUCUGUAUUGACAUAUGGCCCCGCCCUGAAAUCCUUUACCCUGGCUACGCCAUCUAUGGCAUGGUCGCCCUCUACCUCGUGCCUCUCACCAUCAUCUGUGUCUGCUACAGCAUCAUGCUCAGGAAACUAUGGCAACGCGUCUCGCCUGGGGAGCAAACUAACAACGCUCAGGCGUUGAUGGCGCUGCAGCAAAAACGCAAGAUUACUCGGAUGAUCAUGGUGGUCGUGUUACUGUUUGCUCUGUGCUGGCUGCCUCUGUACAUCUUCACCACGUGGUUUCGGUUGGAUCGUAACUUCCCAAAGAACAAUGGCACCUAUUUCUUCAAAGUGUUCGCCCAUAUGCUCUCAUACGCGAACUCGUGCGUGAACCCGUUCGUGUAUGCAUUCUUGGGCGAGAACUUCAGACGAUAUUUCAAGAAGGCGUUCCCUCUGUGUUUCAAGAAGAAGGAUGGAAGCGGAAACUCAACUAGAACCGAGCCGAUACCGACGGCUCAUCAAAGAGUAGCCGACGGGGAAAGGACUCAAAAUAACAGAUCAGCGAUAGUGAGAUAAGAAUUUUAUAAAAGCUUCUCUGUUUAUGAUCUUUAAUAUUAUUUCGAUUAAGUCGUAAAUAUUCCCAUCGUUAUUUUAUCACUAAUCGUGUCUCGUCCGUGAAUAUAAGGUAUCAUAUCGAACUGAAUGCAUGAGCUCACAAGAGUGGGUUAUGAAUCCAUGGUUUAAACUUCGUUAAGCGUAGUAAACGCAUGUGCCCAAGUACAAUGAACGGACAAUAUACACUUCUGAGCGCUUAUGUACACUUACAUAAGAACCAGUUGAAGGUUAAUUCAUGGUUGUUUAGAUGAUGGGUUACAUUCAAACCCCUUUGUGUGAAUUCGAUCCAAUGUUUAACAGUAUUAACAUGGAUGGUUAUUUAAUCAUUUAGAUGUGUAUUGCCACGAUAUGUAGAAUCAAAAUUUCAAACUUUGCUUAGUUGGACUCGGCACCCAGCUUGAAACAUUUGGCACUCUAUCAACUGUUCAGAGUGGACAAUAUUUAAAUGCAUGAAGUUAGUGCAUUUGGUUAGUAAACGCGAGUAUUAUCAAACGCGGUAAAGUACUUACUUAAAUAGCACCUUGAUUGCAUAUUCAUAGAGUCAUUCCCCAAAACAUUGUAUUUUAAUAUAUUUUACGUAUGUAUUUUUGUACAUUUUUUGUUCAUGUAUGAUGCAGAUA
Messenger RNA from Strongylocentrotus purpuratus (purple sea urchin), 2003 nucleotides. RefSeq names its product G-protein coupled receptor 54. Gene Ontology annotation, molecular function: G protein-coupled receptor activity. The coding region runs from base 217 to 1344 and encodes 375 amino acids. The transcript is spliced from 3 exons. Gene Ontology annotation, cellular component: membrane. NCBI's taxonomy places the organism in Eukaryota, Metazoa, Echinodermata, Echinoidea, Camarodonta, Strongylocentrotidae. Gene Ontology annotation, biological process: G protein-coupled receptor signaling pathway. The record is from RefSeq and is a predicted model, not a curated record.